GCGCCUUCCCUUGACAGCCCGACGAGGCGGAGGGAAGUGGGUCUGUCGGUCGGUUGAGAACGAGGCUCGGACUGCCGGGCCAGCGCGGAGCCGUUGCCAUGGCAGCCGCCGCCGGGGGCGCGGGCGACGAGCCGCGCUCGGGCCGCUCGAGCUCGGAUGGCGAGUGCGCGGUGGCGCCGGAGCCGCUGGCGGAAGCCGACGGCCUCUUCUCCUUCGCGGACUUGGGGUCCGCCCUGGUCGGCGGCGCAGGCCUUCCGGGCAGGGCGUCCGGGGGCUCCGAGUCCCCGCUGCGCUUCCUCCACGUCCUGUGGCAGCAGGACGCCGAGCCGCGGGACGAGCUGCGCUGCAAGAUCCCGGCCGGCCGGCUCCGGCGCGCCACCAGGCCGCACCGGCGGCUCGGGCCCACGGGCAAGGAGGUGCACGCCCUAAAAAGACUGAGGGAUUCAGCCAAUGCCAAUGAUGUGGAAACAGUGCAGCAGCUGCUGGACGAUGGCACGGAUCCUUGCGCAGCUGACGACAAGGGCCGGACUGCCCUCCACUUCGCCUCCUGCAAUGGCAAUGACCAGAUCGUGCAGCUGCUUCUGGACCACGGGGCUGACCCCAACCAGCGGGACGGCCUGGGCAACACACCUCUGCACCUGGCGGCCUGCACCAACCACGUCCCUGUCAUCACUACGCUGCUUCGAGGAGGGGCCCGUGUAGAUGCCCUGGACAGAGCUGGCCGCACACCCCUGCACCUGGCCAAGUCGAAGCUGAACAUCCUGCAGGAGGGCCAUUCUCAGUGUCUGGAGGCCGUGCGGCUGGAGGUGAAGCAGAUCAUCCACAUGCUGCGGGAGUAUCUGGAGCGCCUGGGGCAGCAUGAGCAGCGGGACCGGCUGGAUGACCUCUGCACCCGGCUCCAGAUGACCAGCACCAAAGAGCAGGUGGAUGAGGUGACUGACCUCCUGGCCAGCUUCACCUCCCUGAGUUUACAGAUGCAGAACAUGGAGAAGAGGUAGCAAGAGCGCCCCCUGCCGGCCGCUCUGCCGCGGCCCCGCCCCUCCGCUCGCCUCUACCAAGAAAAGCCCGGGGGACUUUGGAACUGUGCUGUUCCUCCUCAGACGCUCUCCACCUGAGCGGCUCUCAGCCCGUCUCCGUCAUCUCCGUAGACCCAGGCCCGCCUGCGCUGCACCGGGCACCCUGCAACCACACUUCAGCUCUGGCUCACGUGAGCCGCUGUCCCCAGGCCUCUGGCCCCCUCAGCAGGCCUCCAUGCUCCUUCCCAGCUAGGGGCUGGCUUCCAGCCGGUUCCCUCGGGCCACCCCAAGCCUUUUGUGGUGGGCCGGCCCUGGCCCUCUCUCCAGCACUGAGGUUUAGCCCAUUGCCGGACUUUUGAGGAGACUCUGCAUCAGAAGGGGGGGAGGGUGUGGUGCGGAAGCACCCUGCUGACUCCAAAAGAGAAUCUUCCCCAGCCCUUUCCCUGGCAGUCAUGGAAACGGCAAGAGGGGUUCAUUUUGCAGCUUAGUUGUCAUAAGCUGAUUGUGGCCCCAGGAUGCCCCUAUCAGGUGGCACCCUGACCAUCCAGGGUCCUGUAGGCUGCGUGGCUAUGACUAAGUCUACACACACACACACACACACACACACACGCACGCACGACGCGCAGAUGGUUCAGAAUUACCUAGGGGCUGGAUGCGGUCGCAGAGGUCUGUAGUCGAGGGAAACAGUAGCUGGGCUAAUGGGAGCAGCAAGUUGGGAGGGGCCAGGCAAACGCUACCAUCCCGGCUACUGAGGAGGCUGAGAUCUGAGGGCCACAGUCCAGAAAUGCCUCGGAGACUCUCAUUACCAAUUAACCAGCAAAAAAAACUGGAAGUGAAGGUAUGGCUCAAGUGGUUGAGUGCCAGCCUUGAGUGAAAAGGCCAAGUGAGAACUUGAGGCUCUGAGUUCACAUCCCACUAACCAGCACAAACAUUCAAGGGAAAUGGCUGGUGGCUCAGAGCGAUCACAACAGGCUAGUGAAGCCCGAGGCCCUGAGGUCAAACCCCCCCCCAAGUACCAUAAGUCCAGACAAGCCAAAGAAUGUGGGCUGCCUUCAGAAGCUAGAAGAGGCAAGGAAAUGGAUUCUCUCCUUGGGACUUUCAGAAGGAAACUAGCUUUGCUGACAACUGGACUUUAGCUCAGAGACCGAUUUUAGAUUAUAGCCUCCAGAAACCCAUGAGAAUACGUCUGUGUUGUUUGUUGCCGUAGCAACAGGAAACCAAUAAAGUAGAUGCUCACAUUCA
This is a messenger RNA of Perognathus longimembris pacificus (Pacific pocket mouse), 2258 nucleotides long. It is a transcript of the gene Ankrd54, whose product is annotated as ankyrin repeat domain 54. Gene Ontology annotation, biological process: regulation of intracellular signal transduction; regulation of protein kinase activity. Lineage: Eukaryota; Metazoa; Chordata; Mammalia; Rodentia; Heteromyidae. The transcript is spliced from 8 exons. Gene Ontology annotation, cellular component: cytoplasm; nucleus. The record is from RefSeq and is a predicted model, not a curated record. Bases 99 to 998 code for a protein of 299 amino acids. Gene Ontology annotation, molecular function: protein kinase regulator activity; protein binding.